Magnusiomyces paraingens is the source of this 3345-nucleotide messenger RNA. RefSeq lists its product as uncharacterized. Gene Ontology annotation, molecular function: ATP binding; ATP hydrolysis activity. Gene Ontology annotation, biological process: double-strand break repair via homologous recombination. Bases 1 to 3345 code for a protein of 1114 amino acids. The record is from RefSeq and is a predicted model, not a curated record. NCBI's taxonomy places the organism in Eukaryota, Fungi, Ascomycota, Dipodascomycetes, Dipodascales, Dipodascaceae. The transcript has a single exon. Gene Ontology annotation, cellular component: Smc5-Smc6 complex.
AUGACGGUGAACAAUGGUGCUGAAUAUUAUGGUGUCUCCGUGAAGAAUUCUGAUAUAGAAAACACGUAUGCAGACCCUGAUACUCAAAACGAUACGGUUAAUGGUCAAGAUUAUCGCUCACCUGAUGGUUACGAACCUGGUGCUAUUCGCAGAAUUGUUCUUAUUGAUUUCGUCACAUACCGCCAUGCUGAGUUCUCUAUUGGUCCUUCUCUGAAUAUGAUUAUUGGACCUAAUGGUUCAGGGAAAAGUACUAUUGUCUGCGCCAUUUGUUUAGGUCUUGGUGGCAAGCCAGAAAUCUUGGGAAGAUCAAAACUGCCAAGCCAGUUUAUUAAACAUGGUGCUUCUUCAGCAACAAUCACAAUCGAACUUCAAGGUUUCGAGGGAGAAUCCAACUGGCUCGUCACGCGUACCAUAACAGGAAAUAACAGUUCUUGGAAGAUUAAUAACCGUCAUGCUACUCAAUCAGAAAUAUUCAAAACAGUCGAAAGAUUUAAUAUUCAAAUCAAUAACUUGUGUCAGUUUUUACCUCAAGAUCGUGUGGCCAACUUUGCACAACUUCCAUCUACCGACCUUUUAAUCGAAACAGAAAGAGCCGUUGGUGAACGAACUUUGAUUGAGCAGCAUCGUAAACUUAUUGAGCUAGACCAAGAAAGAAAUUCGGACCAGGGAUCUCUUGAUGCCGAAAAGAAAAUUCUUGCAGAAAAAGAAAAGCUUCAAGCUCAUGAUCAGGCUAUCAUUGAGAAGAUUGAAGAACGCAAAAGAAAUAUUGCACGAUCCCAUGUCUUGAAUGCUGGUCUUCAAGCUAUCGAAUAUCGUGAGGCUCGUGAGAGUGUCACCAAAUCCAAACAACAAAUCAAAGUGUUGGAAGACCGAUAUGAGGCUCUCAGAGAAAGAGCACAAUUUUUCGAAGAAAAAAAAGAAGACUAUAACAAUAUUGCCCUUCAAAUCUCUCAAGAACAAUCCCAACUCAGACAUGAAAGAACAUCCGUUAAAGAUGAAAUCAAUAAUCAAAUGGAUCAAAUCAGUAUUGCUCUUUCUGAUAUAACCAAAGUCAGUCAAAAAAUUAAAAUUCUACAAGAUACCCAGAAGCGAAAAAAGAAGGAAAAGCUUAACUUGGAAAAUGAGUUGAAUGCUAUUGAAAAUAUGAUUAAGACUUUACCAGUUCCAGAUGAAUCAGAGCUAGUGAGAAUUAAUGAAGAGUCUUCUCAGUGCAAAGAGAGUAUCAGAUCUAUUGAAGACCAGAUUAACGGCUUGGAAAAUAAAAAAAACUUGUUGAGAAGAAAAAAGGACAAGUUUAAAAGAGAUUUAGCCAAUUUAAGUGCUGAACUUCAUCAGCUUGAAUCUGAUCAACAAAUGAGAAUGGUCUUUUUGCGUAACCAGCGUGAAGAUAUCUGGGUCAAUGUUUAUCGAGCAGCUGAAUGGCUUGAAAAUAAUCGUGAUAAAUUUAAAGAGCGUAUUUAUCUUCCUCCCAUUCUUUCUUUGACAUACAAAUAUCCCGAUAUGCUUCAGUUUUUAAAUGCCAAUAUUGACAAAGUUUCUAUGGCUACCUUUACUGCCUUAAAUCGUGAUGACUAUCUUCGGUUUGGUGAAUUGGUUUCUGAUGAGCUUAAAAUCAAUGUUCCAAUUAAAGAGUUUUCUGGUACCGAUAGAGCAACUCUUGCUCAACAAGAUGUAUUUUACUCUCCUGACGAAUUAAAAGGGUAUGGUUUGGAUGGAACUGUUUUGGACCUUAUUAUGGGUCCAAAACCUGUUUUGAACAUGUUGUGUCACAAUUGCAAAAUUAAUCAAACUCCAUAUUCUUCCAAGCUUCUUACAGAGCAACAGAUGGAGUAUAUUGAUAGCGCUACCAAACAUAAUGGUGAUCCUAUUUUCACCAAAUAUAUGGAUCCAGAGUUCCUUUGUACAUCAGUCAGAUCUAAUUAUGGUAAUCGCAAUGUUUCUUUCAGUAAGGUUGCACUUGCAAAAACUCCAAAUUAUUUUAUUGCUUCUGGUCAAAACAGGGAUCAAAUCAAGCGCAUUAAAGAAGAUAUGGAGAAUAUCAACGCGUCCAUAAAGGAGUUGGAUGACGACAAUUCUAACUGUGAUGAGCAGAUGGGAGAGCUUAGAAGACAAUCUCUGCCUCUUCUUGAUACUCAAAGGAAUCUUACAGCUAGACGUCAACAACUUUGGGAGGUAAAGAAACAAAUUCGAAUGGCUGAAGAAAAAAGAAAUAUAGUUCAGGAUAAGAUUAAACGCUUUGUUGAUCAUGUUCCUGAGCAGGAAUUUGACGAUCUGGAAAAUGACCUACAGUCUCGAAUCCAGUAUAUUGCUGAGCUUACUAAUGGUUUUUCAGACCCCCUUGACACUCAGAUUUUUAUUUCUAAAAAACAUGAGACCAACUUAGUAGAGUUAGACUCAGUUAACAAUGCUUCUGAAUGCUACGAUAGAUUUACUCGAACUGGUCUUGCAGAGCUGGAAGAGCAACUCCAAUAUGAAAAAAAUGCUCUUGCAGAAUUGACUCAUAAAUUUAAAGCUGCAAAGCAUGCCGUGAAGGAAAGCAGGAAAGAGCUGGAUGAUGAUCAACUUGCCCAAGUUAAAGAGAUUCACGAUAAUGUGGGAAUUACUGCACAGUCUCUUCAAGAGGAGUUGGCUACAAUCGAAAUGGAUCUAAAGUCAUCUACUGACCAUUUGAGUGACUCUACAAUAUCACGGUUUGAGAAGCGUCAAGUAGAAAUUGAUGCUCUUCGUGAAAUAGUUAUCAAACUUGAGAAAAAGUCUAAACUUUUUAACUCUGAGAUUGAAAAGAUUCGUGACGAGUGGGAGCCUGAACUUCGGCGAAUUGUUAGCACAAUUUCUGACGCUUUCACACAAGCAUUCAAGCGCAUCAACUGUCGUGGUGAAGUCCGAUUAGGCCAUACAGAUGGCCCCUUUUCGGAAUGGUCGAUUGACAUUAUGGUGAGCUUCCGUCAAGGCACUGACCUUCAAGUUUUGACUCAUCAGUUACAAUCUGGUGGUGAACGUGCAGUGUCGACUAUUUUUUACUUGAUUUCACUACAACGUAUCACCAAGUCUCCAUUCCGUGUUGUUGACGAGAUUAAUCAGGGUAUGGAUCCUCGAAAUGAGCGUGUUGUCCAUAGUCAUAUGGUGCACGUUGCAUGUGAGGAAAACUCAUCACAAUACUUUUUGGUGACACCCAAGCUUUUGCAGGAUCUUGAUUACCACCCCAAGAUGAAGGUGCAGUUUAUUUUUUCGGGCAACAAAGUUGUGGAUAUUUCCGAGUAUGAGCAUCCUCCUACAAGAUUUCCAUACAUUUUGCAAAAAGCUCGUGAAAGAAAUAGAGCUGCAGCAAUGGCGGGAGGUGAAUAG